Molecule: messenger RNA, 846 nt
Organism: Cyphellophora europaea CBS 101466
Lineage: Eukaryota; Fungi; Ascomycota; Eurotiomycetes; Chaetothyriales; Cyphellophoraceae
Exons: 1
Coding region: 1-846 (281 amino acids)
Molecular function (GO): carbon-sulfur lyase activity
Source: RefSeq, a predicted model, not a curated record
AUGCUUAUCCAUGUGACCAAGGACAAUAAGUGGGAUCUGUGUACUGGAGUGAUCGAUCAACUCUCCGACGGCGGCAAUAGUAUUGGGCUCUCAGUGAGUGGCCAUGAAUUCAUUGACGACACGGUAGACGGCGGGUUAGGGAUAUGCCUCACCAAUGCCAGCGGCAGGCCUGCCGAAUUCUUCCUGCAGGGACCAGAUGCUGCAGCGAUCCCACAUUCAGACUACCUUACCCGAGUUGAGCACAUUUCCAAGGACAUCGCCGCUGGCCAGCAAUCCUGCUCUGAUCAAUUGCGUGCACGCUGUCACUGUGGGGGCGUGCAGUAUUGCAUCGGUCGGCCCACCGAUCAGUCUCGCUCCAUGUCUGCGCCAUGGCCCGAUCUAGUGGUCCCGUCGAGGUCUGGCCAUGCGACGAACAAAGACGAUGUCAAAUGGUGGCUGAGGGCCAAUGGGACCAAGUACUUGGCUGGCACCUGUGCUUGCCGCAGCUGCCGUCUCGCUGCUGGCGUGCCUGUCCAGACCUGGGCUUUUGUGCCUAAGGCGAACCUGAUGGCUCCUGAUGGCACUGACUUCCACUUUGGAUUGGGUACUCUUACACAGUACAACAGCUCCAAGGGCAACUUCCGAGAAUUCUGUGGUGUGUGUGGUGCGACCGCAUUCUGGCACUGUGACGAACGGCCUGAUCUGAUUGACGUAAGUGUCGGCCUCCUAAGGGCUGCAGAAGGGGCGCGAGCCUCUUCAUGGCUCGAGUGGUGGACACAGCGUGUCAGCUUCAAGGAAGAUGCCUUGAGCUCUUCUCUGAUCGCUGAGCUAGAAAGCGGGCUUGCGGUGCUCUCUAAAGACAAGUAG